Messenger RNA from Daphnia pulex (common water flea), 1629 nucleotides. RefSeq lists its product as uncharacterized. NCBI's taxonomy places the organism in Eukaryota, Metazoa, Arthropoda, Branchiopoda, Diplostraca, Daphniidae. The record is from RefSeq and is a predicted model, not a curated record. The transcript is spliced from 6 exons. The coding region runs from base 46 to 1569 and encodes 507 amino acids. Gene Ontology annotation, molecular function: extracellular matrix structural constituent; protein binding.
GAUGAGACUUGUCUGCUGUCCGGCGCCCAGUCAACAACUAACAAAAUGGCUGCUGGCAUCUCCUAUCACAUUCACGCCUGUUUCAUCCUCUGCGCUACGCUGUGCAUUUGCCAGACGGACGCCAUCGAUUUGGAAGGCCAUCUGCAGCAGCUCAGAGACAACUAUGAAAUUUUAGCGGCCAUUUUGAAUCUACUGGAGACUCUGGAACGUAAAGUCGAACAGCAGGAAAGUGAACUUAGUGAAUUGAAGACUGAACAGCAUCGAAUCAGGACGGCCGAAUCGUUCCAGAGGCGAAUUCUUCCAGAUGUUGGAAUGGAACGGCAUCGUCAAUCGAUCGGAACGGGCGGUGCCAUUCUCAGAAGUUGCAGCCACAUUCGGGCGGCUCUUCCGUCACAAACUUCCGGCAUGCACUGGAUCGAUCCCGACGGCCAGGGUGUUGGCGACGACCCCAUCUACGUCUACUGUAACAUGACAACAGGUUCGACUGCUAUUUUGCACGACAGCGAAUCCCGGAUAUCCGUUUCGCAUUGCACUGAGCCCGGAUGCUACUCCAGGGUAAUUCAAUAUUCGGCCACUACUAAACAAAUGUCGGCAUUGGCCCAGUUAUCCGACGAAUGCCACCAAUCAAUCCGGUAUGAUUGCACCAGCGCUCCGUUUGAGAUCAACGGCAACAUUUAUUCGUGGUGGAACGAUCGGCACGGAAAGCCGCAAUAUUUCUGGUCCGGCAACCGGGCCAGCGUCCACACCUGCCAGUGCGGCAUCGAGUACAACUGCAUCGAAGCUCUUGCCGAUUGUAAUUGCGAUUCCAGUCUACCCACGCCACUGGCCGAUAUCGGAGUGAUUACCGAUAAAAACCUACUGCCAAUCACGAGGCUCAAUUUCGGCCGGACCGUGCUGGAAAAUUCGUCCGGCAUGCACACCCUGGGCCGGUUCGAAUGCACCGGACAGGUGGCCGUCCAGGGAAUGCCAUCCUCUUGCCAAGACCUUUGGCUCAUAGGUCACACGUUAAGCGGAUUGUAUUCGGUCAUGGGAGCUGCCAUCGUCGAAAAUGUUUACUGCAAUUUCACGAAAUUACCAAACGAUCCAGGUUUUCAGAAGUCACUGGGAUUUGGAUUCGCCGAUAUCAAAUCGUCGCCCACGUAUUUCUACGUGCAGAAGAACACGACCUUCUCGGCGACGGGCAUUCCGAUGCCGUUCGAAGUCAACAAGGUGAACGUCGGAGGGGCCAUGGAUUUGACUACGGGGAUAUUCACGUCGCCCAGACCGGGCAGGUGCUUCUUCUCGUUCACGGGAUUGGCUCAGUUCCCGUUCGCCUCUCCUUACAAGCUGCGGCUGGGCGUCGGCAUUUACCUCAACGGCUACCUGAACGGCCGGGGCUGGGUGGCCAACACGGCCAGAAAUCAGUGGAGCCAGUUCACGCUCCAGUCGACUUUGAAUUUGAACGCGGGAGACAGGGUGUGGCUGCAGAUCACGGACAUGUCGGACGGCGUUUACCUCUACGACAGCAACAGUCAUUACACUCACUUUACGGGGUGGCUUUUGGAGGAGGAAACGUUCGAUUCGCAUUAAUUAUUAUAAAUAACUGGAAAUUGUAUACCUGACUGAAAUAUACCGUGUUAUUUAUUCAAA